Messenger RNA from Patiria miniata (bat star), 5285 nucleotides. It is a transcript of the gene traf7, whose product is annotated as E3 ubiquitin-protein ligase TRAF7-like. Gene Ontology annotation, molecular function: protein binding; zinc ion binding. Gene Ontology annotation, cellular component: nucleolus. The transcript is spliced from 21 exons. The coding region runs from base 559 to 2712 and encodes 717 amino acids. Lineage: Eukaryota; Metazoa; Echinodermata; Asteroidea; Valvatida; Asterinidae. The record is from RefSeq and is a predicted model, not a curated record. Gene Ontology annotation, biological process: Notch signaling pathway; ribosomal large subunit assembly.
AUUGUGUGUUGCCUGCCAGCCUGCUGGGCCCUUUUUCCCCCCUUACCGUCGGCUUGCUUAAUUCAGCAUCAGGAGAUCUCUGCCAAACUCAAGAGAACCCUUGUUUAGAGUCUUCUGACCUCUCUAGGAUUGGCCUGUUUGGACGGUCAUGUUGUAGUGCCACUUGUGCUCACACACCCCCUCCCCUACUCCGUGUAGUGACCGUGAUUCACAGUGGACCAUUCGGGACCAUUCACAGACCGGCUGUUGUCAAGCUCUGAGGAAGAUUGGAAAUGAUUCAUACACCAAUCAACUGAGCCGUUACCUUGUGCGACCGGCCGGCCAGUAAGGAGUGAAUCGCUACAGCUCCAUUUUCCCCACCCCCUCCACAUGCUGUUCAAUGCUAGGGAGUUACAACUCGCAAGUUCAACCACCGGAGUUUUCAUCGACCACAUUCAGCGAGAAACCGAAAUAUUCCUCAGAGGGCGUAAAACUGAAUCAGGACUAGUCAGAGAGUGAGAGCAAGCCGGCCUGAGUCGUUGGUGUUCGUAAGUCGUCGCGUGGGCUUCGUGUGACCAGAUGCUUCUUGAGUAUAGCAGUGGGAGGGUGCAUGUACGGAGACUUGCGGGAUACUUUGACAGACAGCAUCAGGCUGCUAACAUGCAGACAAGGCACUGGGGACAAUUAUCUGGCGGAAUGGCCUCAGUGACCGAAGUCAGCAGUGAUCUGGAGGAGGAAGCAUCCAUCACAAGUCUCAAUGUGAACCAGAGUGGAAAUAGCAGCACCACUCUGUCGACCGCCUCCACGGUUGCACUCAGCGUUGCAUUAACUGGAUUAAAUGUUCCCUCCACUGAUGUGGCUGGGGGAUCGUCUUUAGCUCCUGUCUCCCCUUCCUUCAAGAAUAACCGGGGAUCAACUACCCCCUCCUACGAUGGAGAUCUGGAUAUUGUGCCACGCCCUAAACUAACCACCAAGCAUCGCUACAGUGAUCUCAACAGGUCCAAGAGUGUAGACAGCUCGGACAGUAGUGAGCCUGAGGUGUUGGUGUUUACCGAGCCGCCCAACCGCAAACUCUUCUGUCUUCUCUGCAAGAAUGUCUUCAAGGAUCCAGUCAUCACACAGUGCGGUCACACCUACUGUCGGUAUUGUGUGACGUCCAGGCAAUAUGACACAUGCCCAGUGGAUGAAAUGAAACUUGCCGUAGUGGUCAACAACAUAGCAGUCAGUGAGCAGAUUGGAGAGUUGUACAUUCACUGUCGUAACGGCUGUAAGCCCUCUGGGACCGGCAUUCAGGAUGAAUACGUAGUGGAUCCAGAUGGGUGCCCAUGCACGAUACGGGUCAACGAACGCAGGGAGCAUGAGAUGGAAUGUAGCUACGCGCCAGUCCAGUGCCCAAACAAUCCAGACUGCCCCAAGAUCCUGAAAAUGAAUCUGGAAGCUCAUCUUCAGAAUUGUAACCUGUGCAAGUGUGACCACCACAAGUUUGGCUGCCCGUUUGUCGGCACCCAGGAAGAAGUCUCAGACCACCGAGAAGACUGUAGUUACGAGGGAAUCAAAGACUACUUACAGACCUCCUCAGAGAAGAUGCGAGAACUCCAAGCAACCAUUGUCCAGAAGGACCAGGAGAUUGGCUUCUUACGCUCCAUGUUGGGCAAGCUCAGCGAGAGGGUCGACAGGUUGGAAAAAUCCAUGGAGCUCAAAAUUAACUACCUAGAUGAGAACAUGAGUCGCAUGGAGAAGUCGCUUGUGGAACUGGACGAGCAGAACCGCAGCAUGUCGGACGAGUUGAUGGAUAACAGAAGGAACUACUCAAUGCUCAACUCUGAGCUGUCCAUGAUUAACGCUCGACUCAACUCGGGUGCCGCAGGAGUUUAUGAUCCACAACAAGUCUUCAAAUGCAAGGGAACGUUCGUUGGACAUCAGGGCCCCGUAUGGUGCUUAUGUGUAUACGGCGACUACCUCUUCAGUGGUUCCUCUGAUAAGACCAUCAAAGUCUGGGACACCUGCACUAGUUACACCUGUCAGAAGACGUUAGAGGGACACAAUGGCAUCGUGCUGGCACUAUGCACUCACGGAAACCGAUUAUUCAGCGGGUCUGCAGACUGCACAGUUAUUGUGUGGAAUAUUGACACAUUAGAACAGGAGAAGAUGAUACAGGCUCACGAGAACCCAGUCUGCACGUUGGUUGCGGCUAACAACAUGCUGUUCAGUGGCUCACUGAAAGUCAUUAAGGUGUGGGACGUGCACUCACAUGAGCUGAAACGGGAACUGACCGGACUAAACCACUGGGUUAGGGCACUGGUCGCCAACGGCAACUACCUCUACAGUGGUUCCUACCAGACGAUUAAGGUGUGGGACAUGAGCACGUUGGAGAUCGUACACAGCUUACAGACAUCUGGAGGCAGUGUGUACUCCAUCGCCGUCACCAACCACCACAUCAUCGCUGGAACUUACGAGAACUGCAUACACGUCUGGGACAAAGCCUCCUACGAGCAAGUUGAGACUCUGACAGGCCACGUGGGCACUGUCUAUGCCUUAGCAGUCAUCAGCGCUCCAGGAACUACCAGAGUCUUCAGUGCAUCCUAUGACAGAUCACUCAGGGUGUGGAACAUGGAGAACAUGAUUUGUACACAGACGCUUUUGAGGCACCAGGGCAGCGUGGCUUGCUUGGCUGUCUCUAGAGGGCGCUUGUUCUCGGGCGCAGUGGACAGUACAGUCAAGGUAUGGCAGUAAGCCUGGAGUCCAGUCAAUUCUGCAUACAAUGCAGCAGCAUCAGAACAGGAAGCUCAUUAGACUUCAUGUGGAUUAGCUGUGCGUAUGACAGAAGACGAAGGACUAGGCCAGGCUAUACACACCAGACUGUAUUGUUUUCCCACCAACGGUACAUGAACCCUUCUGCACCAUAUUCGUGGAGAGUUACUCAACAGAAAAAACAAUCAUUAGAGAUUCAGCAGUUCUACAUAAUAAACAGCAACUGAAAUUUUGGCUGAAAACUAUUUCUACUGAGCUUUUUUAUUCUUCAGCCAAGUAUUUUUUUCUGUGAAGUAAAUUUCGGAGCUUAGCGUCUCACGAGGUCUGGUUCCUUGUUGCAUUUCCUGACAACAGAGGCAACCUUGCAAAUUAGAGUGUUGUUUACAAAAUGACAUUGUGGAUAUUUUUAUUUGGGGGAUUUUGAAGAGAGGUAAUAAGUGACAUUUGUUGAUGCCGUUUCUACAAGGAAGCCAUUGGUAUUUAAGAAGUGUGACUCAAUAGUUUUAAAGAAGAGUUUUAGAGAAGUGAAUUGUUUCAUUUAGCAUGGUUCUACAUUUUGAUAGAGACUGCAAACUUUCAAAAAGAAAUUUCCGAGUUCAGAUCUUGCCGAGCCAGAUGAGCUUGAUGUUUUUCUGAAGCAAAGUUAUUAGGUUAAUGAUGAAACUUAAAAAAAGAAAAAUGUAAUAAAAAAAAAAUUGUUUUCAGAGGCUUCUUGAAGAUACAGCACCUGUUUGAUCUCCAGCACUUGAUCUAAAUUAUCGUUGCUUAUUGUCAUGAUUAUACUCAGUUGUCUUUAAAACAAGAUGAAUAUUUUAAGAAUUAGAAUAAUGUAGUUUGUACAUACUCCCGUGGACUGAAGUGCAGGGUCCUUUGAUGAUAUAUACUUACAUCAUGAUGAGGUUAGCGCCAAGCAUUUUCAUUUUUGAGACACUUUUUAAGAGAGUUUUUUAAGGCUGUCAUAGAUGCUUUUUUAGUCUUGCAUCAACAACUGAGUUGUCGUUGGAUAUACUUGUUUCCAGACGGUCAGUUGUUUUUGCUUUUAUAGGUCACAUUCCUGAAUUUUAAUUUAAAAAUGUAACAACACACUAGAAACAUAAUUUGUUUAUUCAGUUGGUUGAUGCAUUAAUGUGUUGUUACCUCUCAAAAUAUUUGAUAGUGUCACCUAGUGUGUGCAACUAAAAUACUGAUUAUGGUUGAUCUUUUGUCCACAAAAAGUCUGGUUUUUAGGUUGCAGGAUUUGUUGAGAAAAAUAAUUUUAAUUUUUCCGAGCUCAGUUUGUUGGCCCUUAAGUGUGACCGUAGGAAACAAUACAAACUACAGAGGUUGCCCCAUAUAAUGCCAACAUCUUGGAAAUAAAUAAACACAUAACAUUGAGUUGAAUCAAAAACUACAAGUUGAAAAACUGCAUGUACAGAUGUAGAGAAGAAACAGUCAAAUGAGACUGACAUUGCAGGACUAGGUGGCAUUAUACGUGUAUUUUGUCUUCUUUGUUUUUAGUUGUGACACACAUUUUUAUGUCGUCAUGAAAAAGACAAUAAUUAUGUUGUUGAUAUCGUAGCAGUAGAGUAUUUUCACAAAUAUAUACUUUGUUACUUUUGUUUCUUGAGUAUAUAGGAUUCUCUUAUAAAACUAACUACAAAUUUCAUUGUAGUUGUGUCCUUUAAAACUCACAAAAGUAAAUUGACUCAGAGCUAUUGCUUCUUACUUAGGAAGCUAAUUUUCAUGUGAAUUUGUUGUACUUUUAAUCCACUUUCUAUUAAUUUGUUAUGAAUUUUCUUUUUGCCUCAACGUUGGGGGUUUACUAUUCCACCAUGAUUUUUGUUUUAAUGUGAUUAACAUCCAUUGGUGAAUUGAGUUUGUACCUGUAACUUGCUUCCCAAACUGGUGAGAUUGCAAAUAAAGUGGGGAGCUUUAAUAAGAGCUUUAAAAAAAUGCUUAAUUUCUGUUUAUUUUUAAUAUUCGAAGAAAUAAGGCUAUUAACAGUUUAAAUUCCAUAGUAGAGUAUGCCAACAGUUUUAGAUUUCUCGUUUUCUUUUAUCACAGUGAACAUAUCACUAGUAGUCUUGUCAAUUAUUCUUCAAAAUAAAAAUUAGUCCCUUUUUAAUUUAAAUAAUUUACUUUUUGACUUGGCCACGCUUUGAUGACUGAUGUAUUGGAUCCUACAACUAAAGACGUAAUGUACAGAUAUCCCACUGAUAUAGAAGUACAUGUAAUAUUAAUUAGCGAAAUUGUAACAAAACAAAAGAUGUUUAUAUGAUGAAGUACCCAAGCAGUGCUGACUACACUGCUAAUUACUGGCAGAGUAACAGGUCAGUUUUUGAAAAAUAUAGUCGCUGACAAAUUACAAAUAUUUUCUGUAUUAUCUAUUUUCACAUCAUAUUUAAUAAAAACAAAAAGUCGUUUUUUAGUGCUUCAUAUAUCUUUAAUCAUUUGGUGUUAUGUCUUAUAAGUUAUCACGCAGAAUGUCAUAAUGUAGAUACGUGUAAUAUCAGAAAAUGUUAUUUUGAAGAGAUAAUACUUUUAAUCAGCUUUCUGACAAUAAAUUAUUGAAAAGA